Molecule: messenger RNA, 2563 nt
Organism: Cyclopterus lumpus (lumpfish)
Lineage: Eukaryota; Metazoa; Chordata; Actinopteri; Perciformes; Cyclopteridae
Product: tubby-related protein 1-like
Exons: 10
Coding region: 76-1356 (426 amino acids)
Biological process (GO): protein localization to cilium
Cellular component (GO): cilium
Molecular function (GO): actin filament binding
Source: RefSeq, a predicted model, not a curated record
UCCAAAAAAGAAGAAAGGUACGUCAUUGGUGGCACGUGAACACCUGUGAGAAGAAAAUGAAAUACACAACUGCAUAUGUUUGCGAUCUCUGCAGGUUCAGGCUCAGAUAACGACGAGGACGAUGACAAUGAUGAAGACGCCUCCAAAAAAAAGACAAAGAAAAAGACAACAAAGGACAGCUCUUCGUCCGCAACGACUGCCAAAGAAAAGAAAUCUAAAUCUAAAGAGGAGAAAGAUUCUGAUGGAAAAGAAAAAAAGUCAAAGUCAAAGGAGAAAGACAAGAAGAAAGAACCAGCUUCAUUGUUCCAGAUAAACGGAGAAAAAGACUCAAAAAGCAAGAAAAAAGCUGCCAAAUCAGACAGUGAGGACAGUGAAGAGGAGAAGAAGACGACCAAAUCAAAGAAGAAAUCGACAGCCGGCUCAGCAUCCUUGUUCCAAACAUCAGGAGACAAGGAAAAAGACAAGAAGACAAAGAAGAAAGCAAAGGCAGAAGAAACUGAUGAUUCUGAGUCCGAAAAAGAAGAAAAAUCGAAGAAGAAAAAGGGCAAAGGGAAGAAGAAAAAGGAGAGAUCCCCAUCGCCCGAGAUUGAGUUUGACAACUUGGAGAAGUUCGUGAUGGAGCCGGCUCCGCAGGGCGUGACCAUCAAAUGCAGAGUGACUCGAGACCAGAGAGGGAUGGACAAGAGCCUCUAUCCCACUUAUUACUUUCACCUCGACAACGCAAAGAAGACAUUCCUUUUGGCCGGCAGGAAAAGAAAGAAAUGCGGAACUUCAAAUUACCUCAUCUCCAUCGACGCCACAGAUUUAUCGAGAGGUGGAGAGAAUUUUGUUGGAAAGCUGAGGUCCAAUUUAAUGGGGACUAAGUUCACCGUAUUUGACAACGCUCUGAAUCCAGACCGAGCUCUUCCAGACAUGUCUAAUGCACGGCAGGAGCUAGCAGGCAUCAUCUAUGAAACAAAUGUCUUAGGGAUGAAAGGACCGAGAAGGAUGUCGAUUAUCAUUCCAGGAAUGGACAAGGACAACGACCGAGUACCUCUACGACCAAGAAAUGAAUGUGACGGCUUGUUGAUAAGGCACCAGAAUAGAAGGAUGGAAAAUCUGAUCGAGCUUCACAACAAGACGCCUGUGUGGAAUGACGAAUCGUCAUCUCAUGUGCUCAACUUCAACGGCAGGGUCACCCAGGCCUCCAUCAAGAACUUCCAGAUAGUCCACAGCAAAGACUUGGACUACAUUGUGAUGCAGUUUGGACGAAUAGCCGAUGACAUUUUCACGCUGGACUUCAACUACCCGAUGUGUGCCGUGCAGGCCUUCGCCAUCGCACUCUCCAGCUUCGAUGGCAAAAUCGCCUGCGAAUGAUAGAAAGAUUCCCAGUCGUCUUCUCACACUGAAAGCAGUAUUGCAACACGGCCACAACUCACGACAACUCUUUGGACUCGCCUUUCAACGUUUCCUGUGAUUGGUUGGCGAUCGCGAACGACGGUUUCCUCUUAUCUCGACGAUAAGUGCUGCUGCGCUUCGGUCUCCUGUUACCAUCUAAUCUGAUCUGAUGUGAUCUGGCACGACACAGGAGAGUCCUGGUUAUCUGUCCCGGUAAUUCAGUGGAAAUGUCAGGAUUUCUGUGAAUCACAGAGAGACACACAUCCUUUCAAAGGACCCCAGUGACUGGAGAGUGAAGGGUCUUGAAGGGGAUGAUGGUACACCCGGAUUAUGAGGGUUACUAACGUCAUUAAAAGAUGUUGUUUUCUAUGCUGUCUUGUAUUGCUGUUUAUUUGAUAUACCAAAUGGUUAUAAUGUAUUGUGUCACAUGUCAUGAUGAAAAUGUCUUGUUUCUUUGGGGCACAAAUCUGACUUUAUUCGAAGAGUCCCGCUAAGUUAUCAACAGUCUAAACAGCUCAUUGCUUCUCUCACGGAAUAACUAAUAGCUGUAAAAGAAUAUGGAAAGUACUUUUAUUUGAAGGACAACACAUAUUAAGUCUCAUGACAGCGGUCUUUAACAACUGUUCAUUGUUUAUAGAUGUUGACACAUACAUUCCAGGUGUCCGGCAUUAUUAAAGUGACAUAGAAGUUUUUAAUAUUUAAGUGUCUUUAGUUCUUAUAUUUGGUGUUAUAAGGUUGUAACGUGAUAUUUUGACAAAAUAGAGAAGACUUCUCUGCUCUCUCAGAUGAUUCCAGCUCCUGUAGGAUUUUCAAUUUUGUAUUUUUUGGUUCCAAAAUUUUAUAAAAUGUAUUUAUUUUUUCUGAACACUGCCUUUGUUGCAUUUCUAGGCUUAUUUUAUUAAUCUUAUUUAAGAAAGCACCUGAACUUUCAAACUUGUAUUUGUAUUAAAGGAACAGUGUGUAGCAUUUGGAGAAUUGAUUGGCAGAGAUAGAAUAUACUAUUAAUAAGUAUGUUUUCUUUAGUAUAUAAUCAAUUAAAAGUAGUCUUUCGUCUUUUGAGGUUUUUGUGUUUUGGCGUCGGCCACCUACGUUCUCCUACAUGCUUGGCACGCGAGAAGUUUCAGUGGUUGCAUUCUGCAACCUCACCGCUAGAUGCCGCCAAAUCCUACACACUGCACCUUUAAUU